AUGACAUAUCGAUAUAAACCAAUUAAUUUAAUUCAUUAUUUACGUGAUGAAACUUUGAAAUGUAAUCAAUGGAAUUCUAAUCGAUCGAAAUAUUUACAACAUCGUUUUGAUUUGUAUAAUAAAUUAUAUUAUCAAGAUGGACAUGCUCAUUCUGGUUGUGUAAAUGCACUUGAUUUUUCUUCUGAUGGUAUUUUUCUUGCAUCAGGUGGUGAUGAUAAACGUGUAGUUAUAUGGAAUAUGGCUGAAACACUUUUUAAUGAAUCUAAUCGAUCACCAACAUUAUUAAAAGCAACACAUUUAAGUAAUAUAUUUUCAAUUAAAUUUGAUAAUCAAAAUCGACGUAUUAUUUCAGCAGGAAAUGAUGAACAAAUUCUAGUGCAUGAUAUUGAAAAACAAUAUCAAGGAUUAAAUAUUGAUCAUGCAGAUGAAUUAGUCGAUGUAUUUCUUGAGUCAUCACCAGUCAAUUCUUUAUCUGUACAACCACAACAUAAUGAUGUAUUUAUAGCAGCAACCGAGGAUGGUCAUAUACAUUUAUAUGAUUUACGUUCGGCUUCAUCAGCAGCUGAACAUGAUCAACCAUCAAUUGUUGUUGCUGAAUCAUUCGAUGGUUCAUUUCAUUCAUGUACAUUUCAUCCACAACAAACAUGUUUAGUUGCUACAGCCAAUGCUCGACAAGGCAUUGAAUUAUAUGAUACUCGACUAUGUAAAAGUCCUGUACUUCGUUAUGGUGCACCAAUAUCUUCAUUACGUAAAAUGUCAACUAAUCAUAGUGAUGAUGGUAUUGAAGGAAUGAGCGUUACAUUUAAUAAUAAUGGCAGUCUUCUAUAUGCUCUUCGACGUCGGUUACCUCCUGCACUUUUCAAACUUCAUCAACCACGUGCAUUUUGUCAAUUUGAUGCUGAUAAUUUUGUAAAUUUGUGUACAAUGAAAGCAGGUUGUUUUGUUGGUGAUCAUGAUCAGUAUAUUGCAUCAGGUUCAGAUGAUUUUAAUGUUUAUAUUUGGCGAAUACCAAGUAAUGAUGAUAGUGAUACACUUCAAUUUCAAUCUUGUUCACAUCUAAGUUCAAAUAAUUUUGUAUGGAAUGCUCAUAUGAUUUUACAUGGACAUCGAUCUGUUGUUAAUCAAGUUCGAUAUUCAUCACGUUUACAUACACUUGUAUCAAGUGGUGUCGAAAAAAUCAUCAAAGUAUGA
Rotaria sp. Silwood1 is the source of this 1191-nucleotide messenger RNA. Lineage: Eukaryota; Metazoa; Rotifera; Eurotatoria; Philodinida; Philodinidae. The record is from the annotation of a GenBank genome assembly.